GAUCGAGUGCUUCCGGGUUGUCGCGCGGAACCCGGACUUCCGUUCAACGCGCGUGUGGAAACAAACUUCCACCAAAACACACCAACGCGUUUCGUCUCGCUCACCCGGGCAAAGGUGAUCGAAGUUCGGCCUGACGCUGCGGAGGGUAACGGAGAGUUCCUGCCGCCAUGGGUCCGCCCCGCUCUAAGAAGCGGCGCCCGACGUUCCGCCGCCUGCUGAAGACGAGCGGCGUGAAGCUGGAGAACAAGACGAAGAACCGGCAGAUGAAGCAGCAGAACGUCGCUAAGAAGGAACGCAAAGAGCAGAAGAAGCUCCGCCAGGCCGUGAAGGACACAGUCAUCAGGACGGCCCGCCCACUGGAGACCUACAGGAAGAGACCCGAGGAGGAGGAGGAGGAGGAGUUCCUGGAGAGUCUGCCCACCGACAUGAUGGAGGAGGACGACCUGCAGAGGAUGAGGGACAUGGCAGGCCAAGCCUCCUUCAUCACCAGGGACCUGUCAUCAUGCGGGCCGGUGCACGGAGGCAAGAAGAGGAGCGCGGAGGUGAUCCGGGGCUACGAGAAGGUUCCCAGGAAGCUGGCGAGGAUGGAGGAGAAGGAGGUGAUCCACCUGCUGCCCAUCAAGGACCGGAGGGGGGUGGUGCCCCGCAGCGUGGAGAGAGUCGUCACAAAUCAGGAGGAGGAGGAGGAGGAGGAGGAGGAAGCUGCUGAAGAGCCGGAGUUAGACAACGACAAAGAGGGCUCUGAAGUGCUGACCCCAGACCAGAGGGAGCAGCUCAGAGUCCACAAGAUCAACGAGAGGAAGCUCUGCAUCGCCCGUCUGGGAUCAGCUGUGGUGUCAGACCCCUACGGCAAUAUAAAGAGGGUGAAGGAGCUGCGUGGGAUGCUGAUGGAGUCUGACCCCUGUGUUGCCGUGACGGUCAGGAAGCUGGUGAUGGUUUCUCUGAUGGAGAUCUUUAAAGACGUGGCCCCCACCUACAGGAUCCGACCUCUGACCCCAGAAGAGAAGGCCUCCAAGGUGAAGAAGGAGACGCAGCAGCUCCGAGACUUUGAGGAGGGUUUGGUGAGUCAGUAUAAGUUCUACCUGGAGGACCUGGAGCAGACCAUCAGAGACUGGAAGCAGAAGAAGAAGAAGCGCAGUCAGGCGGUGGGCUUCCAGUCGUACCUGGGCCUCGCUCAGGUGGCCGUCCGCUGCCUGUGUGAGCUGCUGCUCGCUCUUCCUCACUUCAACUUCCACAACAACAUCAUCGUCAUCCUCGUCCCCCUCAUGAACGACUCCGUCGCGCAGGUGUCAGGUGUGUGUUGUGAUGCAUUUAGGAAGCUCUUCCAGCAGGACAAAGAGGGCGGGGCUUCGUUGGCCACGGUGCGUGUCAUCUCCGGACUCGUCAAGAGCCUCAGCUUCAACGUCAGACCUGAGCUCCUCAGGACCCUGCUCUGCCUGAGGAUCAAGGACGUGCAGAUGAAGAAGGACCUGGUGGACACGGCACCAAAGAAGACCUUCAUGAACUACCAGGAGAAGAGGAAGAACCUGUCCAGGAUGAAGAGGAAGUGGAAGAAGGCGGAGGAGAAGCUGGAGAAGGAGCUGCUAGAAGCUGAAGCCUCUGAGAGCAAAGAGAAGAAGAUCAAGCUGCAUACAGAGACUCUGAACAUCGUCUUCCUCGUUUACUUCAGAAUCUUGAAGAAAGCUCAGAAAUCAGUUCUUCUUCCAGCUGUUCUGGAGGGACUCGCUAACUUUGCUCACCUGAUUAAUCUGGAGUUCUUUGAUGACCUGCUCAACGUGCUGCAGAACCUCGUCCAAUCAGGAGAUCUGACCAAUCGGGAGAGUCUCCACUGUAUCCAGACCGUCUUCACCAUCCUGUCAGGACAAGGUGACGUCCUGACCGUGGACCCGCUCAACUUCUACUCUCAGCUCUACGGGAUGUUACUUCGUCUUCACGCAGGGGCGCCCAAUGAUGACAUCAUCAUUGUGCUACGGUGCCUGGACGCCAUGCUGACCCGCCUCAAGAAGCAGGUGACCCUGCGGAGGGCGAUGGCGUUCGUCAAGCGACUGAGCGCGCUCAGUCUGCACGUGCUGCCCAACGCCAGCGUGGGGCUCCUCGCCGCCAGCAGAGCCACCGUGCAUGCGUUCCCGAAGUGUGACUUCCUGUUAGACAACGAGGUUCAGGGCAGCGGCUUCUACCUGCCGGAGCUCGACGAGCCGGAGCACUGCAACGCCCAGAACACGGCAUUGUGGGAAUUACACACACUGCAGAGACACUACCACCCGGUGGUGCGGCGGAUGGCAGCCCACCUCAGCCAGGGGGCGCCCAGUGACGGGCCGGCGGCGCUCGGCGUGGAUUUGAGCCGCAGGUCUCCGGCGGAACUGUUUAACGUCUACAGCGUCAAAGACAUGACCUUUAACCCCCCUGUAGCUCCACCCGGCAGCAAGAAGAAGGAUCGUUUCGGAGCGACGCUGCUGGACGCCGACCUGCAGAGACGAGCUGAGAGCGUCCUCACUGCCGAGGACACGGAGCUGGACUUUACCACACACACACUGAGGCUACCACACACACACACUCUGAGGCUACCACACACACACACUGAGGCUACCACACACACACACUGAGGCUACCACACACACACACACUCUGAGGCUACCACACACACACACUCUGAGGCUACCACACACACACACACUGAGGCUACCACACACACACUCUGAGGCUACCACACACACACUCUGAGGCUACCACACACACACUCUGAGGCUACCACACACACACACUGAGGCUACCACACACACACUCUGAGGCUACCACACACACACUCUGAGGCUACCACACACACACACACUCUCUCUAAAGCUGGAGGGUGGAUCAUAAUCAGAGUCCUCAAAUGUUUUAUUGGAACAGAAUCCGGUCGAUUCUAAAUAUCGUGCUUGUACUUAUAAACUGAGACAUGUCUA
Messenger RNA from Cyclopterus lumpus (lumpfish), 2942 nucleotides. RefSeq names its product NOC3-like DNA replication regulator (gene noc3l). Lineage: Eukaryota; Metazoa; Chordata; Actinopteri; Perciformes; Cyclopteridae. Gene Ontology annotation, biological process: DNA replication initiation. The record is from RefSeq and is a predicted model, not a curated record. The transcript is spliced from 21 exons. Gene Ontology annotation, cellular component: nucleolus. The coding region runs from base 168 to 2603 and encodes 811 amino acids. Gene Ontology annotation, molecular function: chromatin binding.